AUGUCUUGGGAUGAUAGUAUGGUUUCUAUGAUGAGGGCGUUCAGACUUGUAGCUCAUGAUUAUUGGAUUAAACCUUUGCAUGAGAUUCGGUUCAAGAGUAUGCGCACACACUUUCUGAAGAAAUGUGUAAGUGAAGAAGAUACGUCGCAGAAGGAAACUGAAACUGAUUGCUUAAUAAGAAGAAUAAGUGAUAAUUCUGAACCGGCUUCAUCAAUGGCUCUUAGGAGCAACAACAAUAAUUUUGAAGAAGACGAUGAUGUUGAUGAAUCAAUAAAUCCACCCUCCACCAAGAAGCCUCGUGUUGUAUGGGAAGAAAAACUGCAUGGUGCAUUUAUCAACGCUAUCAAACAAAUUGGAAUUGAAAAUGUUGUGCCAAAGAAAAUUCUUGAAGCAAUGAAUGUCCCUGUGACACAAAUAGAGCAACAACAACAACAACAACAGAACGACAUGUCUCUUGUUUCAAGGAGACAACAACAAUCGCAACAGAAUGACAUGUCGUGGAACACAGAACCAAGGAUGUGUGCAGUUGAAAGAGUUCACUUGCAACCUCUUUCUGCAACUGCAAUGACAAAUUUUUAUCCUGGUUUUACAGGUAACAUGGAAGAGGAAGCUUUGGCACAUGAUCAUCAUCCUUUAGGAACCGUUGGUAACAUUGCCAUCACCGAGAAUUGUUCAGAAGAACAAUCAAGUCCAAAUACACAACUGGGUGACAAUUUUCAUGCAGAGGAAGAAGCUUUGGCACAUGAUCAUAAUUUAGCAAGUAACCAGAAUUUUCAAGUGGGAACUCUAGAUGAUGAUCCAACUAUGCAUCAUAAUCAAAUGUAUCCAAUGUACUUUCAGCCAUCUUCCACGAUGAUUUCUGGAAAUCAUCAACCUUUUGUCUCACAGAAUUGCAACUUUGGUAUGAACAUGGAUCAUGUUUCUCAACCAAUACAACAAGGUGAAGCCAUUGUUAAUGAAUAUAGUACUGGAGAUUCCAUUUAUCGUCCACAGUUUCAAAAUGCAGAUUUGCCAAGUGGUGCUUUUAGGAGCCAAAAUCGCCAUAUUGAUGAUAAGUUCUGUCAGCAAUGA
Messenger RNA from Vigna unguiculata (cowpea), 1071 nucleotides. RefSeq names its product two-component response regulator ARR14-like. NCBI's taxonomy places the organism in Eukaryota, Viridiplantae, Streptophyta, Magnoliopsida, Fabales, Fabaceae. Gene Ontology annotation, biological process: phosphorelay signal transduction system; cytokinin-activated signaling pathway. The record is from RefSeq and is a predicted model, not a curated record. Gene Ontology annotation, molecular function: DNA binding.